GAUCAAGCAAGGUAAGUGGGCGAGUGGGUGGAGCGCAGUGUAAACAAAUAGUGACAAGUGAAGUGACGGUGUGAUUAUCGUGGCUGUCAGCUGUGUCAUCAACUCGCGGGUCGUUACCAGGGCACACAGCACCUCAGGGUGCGUCGCGGCCUGGAAAAAAAAUAAAUAAAUAAAUAAAAUAAUAAUAAUACCAUCGUGGCUGUGCUGUGUGCUUCCUGUAAAUCCACUGCUCUUGUUAAAUUUCUUUAUUUACCCGUGAGCCUCACAUCUUAGUAAAAGAAAAAAAUGCUGCAGUUCAAUAAAAGGCUCCAGGAUGGCCUCUCCCUUGUCAACACCACUGAUGUUGGCAAAGUGAGUGGACUGGUGGGCAGGGUUUGCACUGCACUCGCCGCUGGAUGCUCUCAGGUGUUUACGGAGGAAGAAGAGGAAAAGCUGAGUGGUUCACUGGGCCUCAAAGUGGAGCAAAUCAAGCACCUUACCCACACAAUACUUUACAUCAUGCAGCAGGCUGCUCAGGGAAUGGUGCGGCCAGCAUCUCUAGGGGAGCAGCUAAAGGUGGCUGGUGUACUGGAGGAUCGUGUGGAGUUCUUUGUGCAGAACUGGAGUAUUCAUGCCAGAGCCAUUGUCGAUAGGCUGAGGCAGCACUCCCUGGCUGACAGACAGCUGAAGGAAGUUGGAUGGUCUCUGAACCUGGAGACAUCCUCAUCCUGCCUGGCACGACAGGCUUGUCCAGUGGCCCACCUUCAGCUAGGACUUGACAAGGGAAGUGGAUGGGAAAGAGAAGAGAAAGAGACAGAAAAAAUUGUGUUGCAGUUUAACCAAGAACAAUUGUUUGGAUUGUACACUCAGCUGGAGCAGAUUCAGGAACAGUUGGAUGCAUUACGGUAGUCCAGUAUGAUAGAAAUGAAACUCAUGAUACUGUUGGUGAUUGUACAUAACAAAGACAACCUUCAUGGAAGCUCCUCAUUAUUCAGGAAGUUUGCCAUGUCUGCCACCUGGACAAGACUACUAAGAUCAUAAGGGGGAGUUACUUAACAUUUUUAAGCUCCUUUUAUCUUUGAUUAGUUGCUGUGAUUAUGAAGUAUUGUAUUUGACAUCUUACAAGAGUAUUUCCUCAAAACUUCCAUAAAAACAUUUAGUGUUUAAGUUAUAUAUAUGUUUGUGGUCCAAGUGGAGUGGCUUGAGUAUGAAGGUGCUUUCAGUGACCCAUGCUGUGAUGUUUUAGCAUGUGGAUCAAUAAUGAGACCGGCCUGCUGGAACUAAGCACAACUUUGUAUCCCACAAAAGGGAGCAGUCAGUGGCAUGCUUAUCAAGCUUAAAUUGUUUUAAUGGUUAGAAAUCCAACCAUUCAUUCUAUCAUAUAAUGUCAGGUUCUGGGUGGAGCCAUCAAAACAUGCUUCCAGUUCUACUUGACAAAAAGCAAUUCCAUCAUUAUCGCCAUGUCAGUAAAACUGGACAGGUGACACUGGUGGCACAGGUAAGCAGUUGAAUGUGUGCAGACAGCAGUAUCAUCUUGUAAACUAUGAGUCUAUAUCAAAUAAUGGGUGUUUGUUCCAGGCUCCUCUUUUAAAGCUAUCUUUCCAUUUUUGUUCCCUUGGCUGACAUAAUUUUACAAAUAAAAUUAAUUUAUCUCUACUUUCCUUUGAGAUGCAUCUUCCAGGGUCCAUAUUUCUAUACUCUAUCAAAUAGAGUAAUAUGAUAGGUUAUGUGAUUGAUUUUAUUGAGUGAUCCUAUCUAACUGAUGAUAUGUGUUUCUUGAAUCUGGAUCCCCUCUCCAGUGUUUGUGUAAAGGAGAGUUGUGAAAAGGAUGAUGGUAAUAGAGAUAGCUGGGUUAGAGACAUAUGAGUAUCUCUGUGUCUUUAUUGAGUUAAUGAAUUCUGAAUACAUUUGAAAUAUAUUGGUUGGAUUUUUUUCAUUAUUGAAUUGAGGAAGUUAUCAGAAUUUGUGUUUGUUUUAAUUAUUAAUAAUUCCUUAGGAAAUGCCCUCAUGAUUUGUUUUCUUUUUUGGCUCAAAUUAUUUCUUUAAGAAUAAGGAGAGAGCUAUAGAGGACAAUUAAAUAAUUAUUAUUGAUGUCCAUAUGCCCUUUCAGACAUCAACCACCACAUUGUUUAAAAUGGAUUACAUGACUGUAAGUUAGGAUACCCAGAUUGAUUACAGCACAGAAUGUUGAACAGUGAGGUCACCAAAUCCUUACAAUAUAAUUUUACAAACUGUA
Molecule: messenger RNA, 2215 nt
Organism: Scylla paramamosain (green mud crab)
Lineage: Eukaryota; Metazoa; Arthropoda; Malacostraca; Decapoda; Portunidae
Gene: Vlet
Product: COMM domain-containing protein 10-like
Exons: 6
Coding region: 286-888 (200 amino acids)
Source: RefSeq, a predicted model, not a curated record